AUGCGUGAUCGCAGGAACACCAAUCUCUCCAUCUCGUCCACGGGAUCAUUCGCAUCAGCACACACUUCACCCGUAGUUGCCGAUCACGCCCAGGACAGCGCAGAAAAAGGAAGAUUUCUCUGGAUUCCAGUCAGAGAAGACACCGGCCCUUUGCCUUCACCUUUGCUCAAACACGCACGCGAAAACAAACAUGGCUUCUUUGAUGACUGGCAAAAGACGACCCGAUGGCGCACGGUAGUCAUGCUGUUUGUUCUGGCCGUUGUCUUGAUUUGCUAUACCUUGUCUCCAAUAUUGAUAAGCGACAUCCAAUAUGAUGCUGUCUUCGCCAACGCCGACAAACAAAUUGACCUCAUCAAUGGGGCACCAAUUCCUGAUUAUCCCACCCCCUUGAUUUUCCAGGACCAGCAUGGCCAGCCUAGAUGGACUGUCUCAAUACCGCCUUCGCUCGGGUUCCCUCUCAAGCACCAUGAGUACAAGCGCAUCUGUUCAGUUAGCGAAGGGGUCAGGAAAAGCGUCGAAGCUAUGACGGGUCGCCCAUCAAGGAUCCAAGGCAAAAACAGACCUCACUUCUGGAGACGCCCGUAUUACGCAGCCGACAGAACAUUCUUGCCGGUCGACGAAGCUGAGGCCAUGGCUCUUCUGCCAGCCAUGGCGGAAGGACAAAAGCAUAUCUCAGUCAUUGGUCAUGUGAAUGAAAGCAGUUCUGACCUUCCAAUUUGCCAAAGCAGCUUGACCUUCGUCAUGGAGACAAGCGAAGCCGGCUUUGGCAAUACUCUACUUGCCCUCUGGUUGAGUUAUGGCAUGGCCAAGAAGGAAGGUCGCACUUUCUUUAUCGAUGAUUCAAAUUGGUCGUACGGAAGAUACACCACAUACUUCAAGCAGCCUCCUCAGUCAGCUUGUGCGCCUCCACCAGCAAAUCAGGUCCUUCCAUGCCCUCAUAGUGCCCGCCAUUUGGUUGUUUCUGCAGCUACCUUACCUUGGACUUUUGGAAGUGCAUUCAAAGCCGAGUAUGAGCACUCACUCAAGCAUGGAUUCAGGAAGAACCGCCCCACCUAUAAUAUGAUCCGCCAAGGCUAUCAAGACCUGUUUGAUUUGCAAGGAGAGGACGGGUCCUUCUUGACACACAAGCUGACGGUGAUGCGUGCCGCUGCUUCCGCCUCCCAGACGCCGCUUGUUGGCAUGCACCUUCGUCGGGGAGACCUACAUCCCUUUGAGCUCGAGUACAGCCACGACUAUCUUCCAUUCGAGCGCUACACAUCUGCAGCUAGCGAGCUAUUUGCUUCUUUCUCACCAAACAAAUCGUCCAUGGAGCCCACCGCUCUACUUCUUGCCUCGGAUGAUCCAGACAUUCUAUCGUCGCAUGAUCUGGUCAACACACUCCCUUCCCAUCUUACCGCUUCGCGCCCCCAGGAGCGUAUCGUUCUCGCGAGUAAGAAGACACUGGAACCUGCAGUGCCAAUCCGUAAACCGGGAUCCGCUUAUGUCAAACACGUUGACGAAAAUUCUGGAUGGGAAGGAGGUUUCUAUGCUUCUCUGUUCUUCUCGCUGGGUAAAGGUCAUCCUUCGGCAUCCAAGCAAGGAAUGGACGACGAGAUGCAGAAGGCUGUUUUGAAGUUAAGAGAGCUUGUUGGGCGUGCCUACCUGCUGGAUUUGGCAGUAUUGGGGCAUGCUGAUGCGGUCGUCUGCGCCAGCUCCAGUGCAGCCUGUCGGAUCAUUGGCGUCAUGAUGGGUGCCGACAAGGUCUCUAAGGGUCAUUGGAAGAAUGUGGACGACAACCGCGCUUGGAGCUGGGAUGGAAAGGUUUGA
Molecule: messenger RNA, 1806 nt
Organism: Aureobasidium melanogenum CBS 110374
Lineage: Eukaryota; Fungi; Ascomycota; Dothideomycetes; Dothideales; Saccotheciaceae
Exons: 2
Coding region: 1-1806 (601 amino acids)
Biological process (GO): protein N-linked glycosylation
Molecular function (GO): alpha-(1->6)-fucosyltransferase activity
Source: RefSeq, a predicted model, not a curated record